Molecule: messenger RNA, 1004 nt
Organism: Gordionus sp. m RMFG-2023
Lineage: Eukaryota; Metazoa; Nematomorpha; Gordioida; Chordodea; Parachordodidae
Product: cyclin-K-like
Exons: 6
Coding region: 36-863 (275 amino acids)
Biological process (GO): regulation of transcription by RNA polymerase II; positive regulation of DNA-templated transcription, elongation
Cellular component (GO): nucleus; cyclin/CDK positive transcription elongation factor complex
Molecular function (GO): cyclin-dependent protein serine/threonine kinase activator activity
Source: RefSeq, a predicted model, not a curated record
AUAACGCAUUUUUCGAUAUUAUGGAGUAGUGUCCUAUGGAUAUAUUUUAUACUAAAGAUGAAAUUCGUAACAAUCCAUCAAUUAAGAAUAAUAUGGAAACACAUCUUGUUGAUAAAUAUAGAAAACAAGGCCCAAGAUUUAUUAUUGAUGUUGGCAGUAAACUUGGAUUGAGAUAUGAUACAAUAGCCACUGGUGUUGUCUACUUUCAUAGAUUUUAUAUGCAAUAUUCAUUUAUGGAUUUUGAUAAAUAUGUUUUGGCUGCAUGUUGCUUGUUUUUAGCAGGAAAAGUUGAAGAGACUCCCAAAAAAAUUAAGGACAUAAUAAAAGUUUCAAAAUCCAUUUUAACUGAAGAUGAAUAUUCUCACUUUGGUGAAGAUCCUAAAGAUGAAUUAAUGACUUUAGAAAGAAUACUGCUACAAACUAUACGUUUUGAUUUCAACGUUCCACAUCCUUAUACCUAUCUUUUAAAAUACAUAAAAACACUAAAAGCUUUAAAGCCUGAUAUGAAAGAGGAAGAACACAACAAACUACAAAAAAUUGUUCAAAUGACCUGGACAUUCAUAAACGAUAGCCUAAGCACAACCCUUUGUUUGCAGUGGGAACCGGAAAUAAUCGCCAUUGCCUUGGUCCACUUAGCCGCUAAGCUUAUAAAAGUAGAUCUUAACCAAUGGUUUGGAUUCAAUAAAGGCUUCCCUUCCUUCAAUCAAGAUAAUUGGUGGGCGAAAUUUGUUGUCGGGUUGGAACCUGAAUUGUUGGAGGAUAUAUGCCAUCAAGUAUUAGAUCUUUAUUCUUCGAGAUCCUCAAAAACUUCCUUUACAAAGUCAGAAUUAAUAGAAAUUGAGCAAUUGAGGAGAAAAGAAUGAUGACAAGAUACUUUCCAUACUCAUGAUAUUAUGUUAAAGUGCGAUUCAAUUUUAAUAGAAACGAAAUAAAACUAUAUUAAUAAUAAGGGAAAUAACCAUUCAAUAUAUAUAUAUAUUUAAUAAGAGGAAAUAAUAUUAUUU